This is a messenger RNA of Aspergillus vadensis CBS 113365, 603 nucleotides long. RefSeq names its product guanylate kinase. Gene Ontology annotation, biological process: purine nucleotide metabolic process. Bases 1 to 603 code for a protein of 200 amino acids. NCBI's taxonomy places the organism in Eukaryota, Fungi, Ascomycota, Eurotiomycetes, Eurotiales, Aspergillaceae. The record is from RefSeq and is a predicted model, not a curated record. Gene Ontology annotation, molecular function: GMP kinase activity. The transcript is spliced from 4 exons. Gene Ontology annotation, cellular component: cytosol.
AUGGCUACCAGUGCUGUGCACAAGUUCCGUCCGGUGGUGGUGUCCGGCCCCUCAGGUACAGGAAAAUCGACUCUGCUGAAGCGACUAUUUGCGGAGAUUCCUGAUCGCUUCGGCUUUUCCAUCUCGCAUACCACUCGUGCUCCUAGGCCGGGUGAGCAGGAUGGCCGCGAAUACUAUUUCACGACAAAGGAGGACUUCUUAGAUCUUGUGAGCAAGAACGGCUUCAUCGAGCAUGCGCAGUUCGGCGGAAACUACUACGGCACUAGUGUGCAAGCGGUCAAGAACAUUGCGGAGCAGGGCCGGAUCUGUAUCCUUGAUAUUGAGAUGGAGGGAGUCAAGCAGGUGAAGCGUACCGAUCUUAACGCCCGUUUCCUGUUCCUGGCGCCCCCCUCGGUGGAGGAGCUGGAGAAGAGAUUGCGCGGGAGAGGCACGGAGACUGAGGAGAGCCUGACCAAGCGUCUCGCACAAGCCAAGAACGAGCUCGAAUAUGCCAAGGACCCGCGGGCUCACGAUAAGAUCGUUGUUAAUGACGAUUUGGAGAAGGCAUAUACGGAGUUGAGGGAUUGGAUUGUUGACGGUGGAAACUUCGGUGCGUCGCAAUAG